Molecule: messenger RNA, 625 nt
Organism: Wasmannia auropunctata (little fire ant)
Lineage: Eukaryota; Metazoa; Arthropoda; Insecta; Hymenoptera; Formicidae
Product: pro-resilin-like
Exons: 4
Coding region: 254-616 (120 amino acids)
Cellular component (GO): extracellular matrix
Source: RefSeq, a predicted model, not a curated record
ACGGACGAACGUUUCGCGCGGAGUAAAUUCAGCAUCGUAAAUAUGAAUUUCUUACUUAUACAUACAGUGUAAGUAAUAAAUAUACACGCAUACAUAUGUAAAGAAUUUCUAUUCGUGUGGAAAUAAUGAUGAAUACGCUCAUAAAUAUAUUUUUCAACGCCCAACGGAAUUAUACGUUUAUGCUGCGAAGCUGGAAGACCUAUUAUCUAACGUAAACCGCCUCCCUCUUUAACUAAUUGCGGCACUAUUGGCGAUGUUCCUGGUAGGAGUUCGGAACGAACCGCAAGGCCCGGCCUAUCUUCCACCCGGCCCUCGGACUGGACCCACUGGAGGAGGCGGUCAUCCAGACGAGUGGGCCGGUGAUCCGGCGAACUAUGAGUUUUCGUACGAGGUCCAGGACGCGGCAGCGGGUCUGGACUUCGGGCAUCGCGAGAUGAGGAAGGACCUGGAGGCCACCGGGACCUACCACGUGCUGCUGCCGGACGGCAGGACCCAGAUCGUCGAUUACAUCGCCGAUCAGAACGGGUAUCGGCCGAUGGUGCGAUACGAGGGAACCGCGACUUAUCCCGCUCCAGGACCGGCGGGACCCGGACAUGAAGAAGGCUAUAGAUAUUAGAUUCUUUAU